Molecule: messenger RNA, 2782 nt
Organism: Aspergillus homomorphus CBS 101889
Lineage: Eukaryota; Fungi; Ascomycota; Eurotiomycetes; Eurotiales; Aspergillaceae
Gene: hrdA
Product: E3 ubiquitin-protein ligase HRD1
Exons: 3
Coding region: 243-2489 (748 amino acids)
Cellular component (GO): cytoplasm
Source: RefSeq, a predicted model, not a curated record
CCGACAAGGCGGUGACGGCAUAUAGUCAACUGGCAUCACCGACCCCGGCGGGAUGAGUGCCGAUUGCUCCAGCUGUCCAGAACGAAGUACUGCGUCCGAUCCUGUCCCCUCCCACGGCUUUCCCCUCUUACAUCCUCACAUAUUUUAGUCAAUGUUUCUCUAAAUCUCACGCUAUCCCUCCCACGUUCCGUGCCUUUGCCAAUGACUUGGGGUUUGUUCCCCGAACUCGUCAAUACCUGGCCAUGAGGCUCGCCGUCUACGCCGGGGCCUCGACUGCCCUGGCCACCGGUGUUUUUCUGAAAGCGUUACAUCAAAGGGCCAACUUCUAUGCCGCGUGUGUAUACCUAUCGCAAAGCAGCGCAAAUCUUAUGAUUUUGAUGAAUGUAUGCCUCCUGGCUGUUGGAUUUUUCCUCUUUUGGCUUCAACGUCUCCUCUAUGGACCGCUCCGCCCUAUCGAGACUGAACAGCUAUACGAGAAAGCAUGGUUCGCUGUUACUGAAACAUGUCUGGCGAUGACGAUCUUUCGCGGAGAGCUAGGAGGUUGGUUUCUAGUCAUGUUUGUUUCGCUGCUCGUCGGCAAGGUCUGGGGCUGGAUUGGCGAGGGCCGCGUGGAAUACCUCGAACAGCAGCCGCCCGCAAACCCUCGCCUGUUCCACUUCCGGCUCGCCUUAUCCUUGCUCAUUUCCGUCCUGUUCAACGUGUUCAUGUUGAGAUACUGCGUUCAGACGGUCCUUGAACAAGCACGGCCUGAUAUGAUGGUCAUGUUCGGCUUCGAGUUCGCUGUCCUGACCAUCCUGUCAAGUUCAACUGCCGCCCGAUAUUCCAUCUCGUUGGUCGAAAUUUCAAUAACUCAUCGGCAACUGAAGGCCAGAUUGGAAGAACGUCGUCAAGAGAUUCGAGCUGCGCGGAUUGAGACCCUACGGCAACACAACGGGUCUGCUGAGAUAACUGCCUUGCCUGAUUUGCCGGAUGAGAACGACGUCAACGAGAUGGAAAUGGACGUGCCGGGCUGGGAAGAGAAAGGCCGAUGGAUUUUCUACCUUGACCUUCUGACGGACUUCCUCAAAUUGACAGUUUACUUGACGUUUUUCGCUAUCCUAUUCACCUUUUACGGUUUACCUAUCCAUAUUCUACGCGACGUUGUUGUUACGAUUCGCUCAUUCGGACGCCGCAUCAUGGACUUUGUCCGGUACCGUCAUGCGACUCGUGACAUGAACGAGCGCUAUCCUGAUGCUACCGCUGAAGAGGUCGCCCGGGAAGAAGUGUGCAUUAUCUGUCGUGAGGAGAUGACUCAGUGGCACCGGGCUAGGGAGCGAGGAGAAGCUGCACAACAGCAAGGCCGAGUAUCUGACAGACUCCGUCCAAAAAAGCUUCCUUGUGGUCAUAUCCUACAUUUUACCUGUCUUCGAAGCUGGCUCGAAAGGCAGCAAAACUGUCCGACUUGUCGACGCCCAGUCGUCGCUCCACCCCAAGCACGAGGUCACGGCGAUGCAGAAAACCGCAACCCUGGAAAUGAUGCUGGUGGACAGCAGAAUCAGCCGUUUGGUAAUCAGCCAUUUGGACGUAACGGGCCAGCGGAUGGACUGCCCCGAGCCAGAAUCUAUCAAUUUGGCCCUUUCCGGAUUGGCUUCGGUGCAGGAAGAGGCGAUCUCUUCCGCAAUCUUCAGCAACAAAUUCACCAAGAAAAUAUUCAAUUACAGCAGCCAAAUGAUGCUGUUGCGCCCAAUGCUCGACAGAUAGGUUUCGGACUCGGGUUUGGUCGGCCGCCAGCGACUCCAACAGUUCCGACGCCGGCUCCGAGCGUGGCUCAUGUACAAAAUCAACUACAUCAAGUCGAGCAGCAAAUCAUGCAGGAAAUCCACGGCCUACGAGUCACAGCUGAUCAGCUCCAAGUGGUGCGAAUGUUGCAAACAGAACUCCACCGACUUCGCAAUCUUUCCCGCGAUUCUUCCGAAUCGCAACAGGGUCUCUCGGCUUCCGCCUUGUCAAGCUCGGCGACAUCUACAGCCGAGCGUCAUCGAUUCGUGUCGGAUCCUGGGGCGCCUGCCAUGAGGGCUGGUGACUCUCGACUACCCGAGGGGCUGACCCUGCCUGAAGGCUGGUCUCUGAUUCCUCUUCACUCGCCUGGCCAAGGCCCGACCCAAGUGGACAAUCCCUCCGUCCCUUCUGCGGCUUCGGGGACAAUCAUACCUCCCACCCCUCUCUCGACCGAAGUUGAAGCCAACGAUGAAAGCCCAGUCCAAGAACUUGCGGCUGCUUCGGGUCCUUCGGUACCUCGAGACCUGCCUGAUUGGCACUCUGACCCGACUCCUGUAGCUUCUCAACCGGCUGUCGAGUCACUGUCCCAGCAAUGGACCGACCUAGCCUCCGAGGCACAAGCGGAUGACACUGAGCGUCUAGACCGUGAAGAGGAGUCAGGAUCCCCGUCUAAAGGGAAGGCACGGGCUGCAACAGUAGAAGAUGCACUUGAUGAAGAGGAUGAGGAUUGAGAAUGUGCUCUGUGUACUCAUAUUCAUCACUCUCGCAUGCUAUUCUCUCUGCCCUUCUGCCGGCCGUACAUUUCCAUCCCAUCAAAUCUAUUCCGUUCUUGGCUACUGUAUCAUCAACAUUGAUGUUGACAAUAUCACCCACCCCAUCUUCAGGGAGUCCUUUUUUUUCUGGCGUUUUCGAAGCGACGCAAACUCAUACCCAACUACCACAAAGUAUGCAAUUUUCUUGCCAUAUGCCUCCCCUUAUUUCACUGCUGGCGCCCUAAAUAGGAGGGAGAGUCUUCUAUUUGUAU